AUGUCGAGCUUGAGUCCGGAGAACAUCGAGACCAUCUGUGGAUUCCUAACGAAGGCACAGGAAGGCUCCAUUGUCCAGGCCAUCACGGGUUUGCACGACUAUCUGUUGAAGGAGAAACUGGCCUUCAAGCUGAAGGUUCAGUCUGACAUGAUCGGUGUGCAUUUCCACAACAGAGACGGAAUCGGAUGCUCAGCGACUCAUGUGGGGGAGCUCAUCUCCAGCAUCGCUGCGAUAGGUUUCGUAGAAAAGGAGGUGAAGGCGAUCUGUAUCGAAGUGCCCUCGGACCAUCGAGGCGACCAAGUGAGGCAAUUUAAUGAAAGGCUCGUCGCAGAGGCUGCCGGCAAGCUGGCACCCGUGUCAGGGCAAGCCUUGCGGUAUGCCUCCAUCGUCGGUAGUCAUACCAACCAGACUUUCCGUGCCUUUAAAGCGGGCCUGGAACACAGCGACCCAAAGGUGACGGUGGAUGGCCGGCUCUCCAUGCCAAAGCUAGCCACAGUGGACCCGGAGUGGCACAGAUGCAUCGAGCAGGGCGUCGAGUGGCUCGUGAUCACCCACUCCGUCGCGGAGCACUUCCCCAACUACGCUGCUCUCGCACAAGCGGCAGGGAACACGGCGGGGCAAGUCGCCGCUGUAGAACACGAACUGCAGUUGGCUCGGAAAGUCAACUUGGCCAUCCAGGCCCACCUCGCUAAGAAUCCUGGUGCGACCACGGUUGCAUACCAGGACGUGGCAGGCGAGAUCCUUCGCUCUCGCCCGCCGUGCGGCUCUGCACUUCCUGGUAUCUUCAUCUUCGUCCUGAAGUACGGAGGCGGUGUGAAGGAGGACUCCUACAUGAGCAUCACAGAGAGAUAUGUCAGGGCUCAUGGGGCUCCGAAGCGCAGCCUUGGAAACGACUUCUGGACAGGAUUGGCCACGGAAGUCAAGGGGAAGGAGCAGCACGUGUCGUGGAGACACUGGCUUUUGAAGCUGGCCUUCUCCGGCGCAGAGAAGGUCGUGUCGGGCAGUGAUGUGAAAAGGGCCUUCGGUCGAGACCUUCUGGGCAAAGUUGCCUCAGCUGAGCGCUCGUUGGCCGACUUCCUGCUGCUCCUCAAGUCCAUGCCCAUGUCCCCUGAGCUUGUUGCCACGACCGUCACCGAAAUCGAGAUGAGCAUGGCCGCCAUCAUCCUCGGCAAGCGGAAGUAUUGCAAGCACGGGAGCAUCGACGAGCUUCUUCAUGAACGAGCUCUCAGUUUCAGUUUGCCUUCAAAGUGGGCUCCCUCGGUGCCGAGUGCAGCAUCCAGCCCAGCAGCAAGUUCGAAGGAGGUUGCCGGAUCGUCGGCAGCCUACAUGUCCAGAGGGGCUCUGCGACUGUACGAUGGUGCGGGGAAUCUUGUCAACAAUGCGAGGGUCAUUGACAUGGGUUUCGCGGUUGGAAUGGACGUGGUCCGCAAGGCGGACGAUGCCCAAGGGAGGAUCGUCUCAAUCACCGCAGAUACGGUGGAGUUGGAGAUGUCCUCGGGCAUUCACACCGUGUCUGCCCAGAGUUUCGUGGACAGCAAGUGGAAGAAACACACUCCGAAACAGGAGCCCCAAGUCCUCGCCGAUUGGCACCUCUCGUCCCCAAACGUCUCGACUGAUUUUGUCCUUGCCACUUUGAAGGGUCAGGUCUUCAUAGCCAUGCAGGAUCAGUAUCAUGACUUCGUCAAGCACGAGAAAUCCUUCCAGAUUCUGGUCAAGCCGUCGAGGGAUGUGCAGGCCUUGAAAGCUUUUGCACCCGGGACCUUGCGGCUACCGGUAGCAAGCACCCGCUUGGAUGUACGAGCAGCCAGUUCGAAGGCUGCAGGGGGUGCAGUGCAGAUGGGGUGCAUCAAGGGCAUAGGGUCCGAAGACAUGAUCCUGUAUGUCGUGCCGGUGGUGCAACUUCCCAAAGAUGGGUCGGGGGGCUUCCUGAACCCGUCGUGGGUGAUGCGGGUGUCCACGGAGCGCGACGAGUCCAACUGUGAGCUCGGUGGCCCCAAGGGCUGGGAAAAACAAUCUCUGAAGCCUGGCAGCUCCAAGUUCCUGCUUCCGUAUGUUCGCAACUUUAUCCGCAUCGACAAAGGCGAGAGUCUCGUGCUGCAUCGGCCAGACCUGGCAAAGGCUGAGACAGUCGAGACCCUCGUGCUCAAGAAACAGAGGACCAGGCUACAGCUCGCUGACAGGAACAGCAGGGCCUGGCUCGCUGUUCGGAGUUUUCAAGCAAUGUCGGAUGAGUCGGAGCAUCAGCCUGAGCAGGAGGACGAGAAUCAGGAGGAAGUGCCCAUCAGGAUUUUCACGGCCAUCACCAUCGAGGGGGCAGGCCUCAAAAAGGCGACGUGGCAACCCGCGGUCCAAGUAGUGUCUGGAUGCAACUACAUCAAAUUAAACAAAUGGGAUCGCGACCUCACCCUGUUUGUGACAGGCAAAGGGUUGCGGCUGCAUAGUGGCAAAGAACACAACAUCAAUAGGCAAUGGUUCUCUACGGUGGCCGAGCUUCGCAAAGAAGCCUGCCAAGAAUCACUCAAACGGGUGAUCAAAGAGGCCGCCGAGGCGGAAGGAACACCAAUCCCGCAGAAGAUUCGGGCAGCCACACAGCAGGACGAGUACCUUGCUGGUCGCACCGUGCAGGUGCUGGCCCCUGCUGUGCAGAAUGCUGACGAUGAUGAGGUACAUGCAGAACAUCAGAUGAGGAUGCUUUGGGGCAUCAAGGGCGAGCAGCUCUGGGUUGAACUCACGACAGAAAACUUGAAUUAUGUUCGCUUGGCUAUCUUGCACUCGUCUGCAGCCGCCCCGGCGCCUCCGAAGCGAGCUCGAGGGAAAGCUGCAGCGGGCAGUCCGAAGAGGAGGAAGCGAGGCCGCAAGCCACAUAAACCACUCCGCGACGAAGAUCACGGUAGCGAGCCCGAGCAGGAAGCCGUCCCGUUAGCCGCCGAGAACUUGUGA
Molecule: messenger RNA, 2940 nt
Organism: Symbiodinium sp. CCMP2592
Lineage: Eukaryota; Dinophyceae; Suessiales; Symbiodiniaceae
Source: the annotation of a GenBank genome assembly